This is a messenger RNA of Daldinia decipiens, 1096 nucleotides long. RefSeq lists its product as uncharacterized. NCBI's taxonomy places the organism in Eukaryota, Fungi, Ascomycota, Sordariomycetes, Xylariales, Hypoxylaceae. The coding region runs from base 249 to 1076 and encodes 275 amino acids. The transcript is spliced from 4 exons. The record is from RefSeq and is a predicted model, not a curated record.
CGAAGCGCGCGCGCGAAUGUAUGAGAUACGAGACCCUCAUUACAUUUAUAUCAUAUCAACUACCUGAUCCCAACGGCCAAAAUUACGAGAUUUAACAAUUCGUGCCAACUUCGUGACAACUUCGUGACAACUUCGCGUCUAUAGUUGAUUUUUAUUAUCCUUUUCAAUCUUCAAUCUAGCAAAGAUUCAACUUUUUUUUUGUUAGUUAAUAUUUAACGCUUCAAAUACCUGUCAAACUUAUACACAAGAUGGAUUCCUCGCCGAGCAAGAGACGCGUCUUAGGUUCUAUCGAUGCUAAUGCUAGAAGCCCAGUUUCUGCUUCGAAGCUCCAAGAAUACAAAUUAAAAGCACUCUCACCCACCCCGAGCAUAAUGAACAAUGCCAUUAAGAGGCCUCUCGACCACCAAGAAGCCGUGAGCCAGCACCAGCAGCAUCCACCUACACCACCAACCAAGAAGCAACGCCUCUCUGUUGGAGAAGAGGAGAUUGAACGUAUGCCUAUAGAUGAGGAACACUGUCCUGAAAGGGACUCUCCUCGAGAAGAAACUGAACGACAGCAAUCUAAAUCGCUAGAACAAGAAGAGUCGCUUUUAGACAACUCUACCAUGGACAUAACCGGGGAAACCACAGUAACAGAGCCAGAUAUAGAAGUUGUUGCUCCAGCCCCACCAACCCCGCCGGCGCCGACUCGAAGACGAUCAACUAUGACGCGGGAGGAAGCUCGACAGAAAGCAGAGAUGUUGCGACUAAGACUCGGCCUGGCUAGUUACAAGGUUCGCACCGGACAGACAGACGUGUCGCUAGAGCAGCUCGAAGCCAAGUCGUUAUUGAAAUCUCGACGGCCCGAGAAGCCCUCUUUAUCCCCGCUGUCACGAACUACGCACACGGGAGAGGAACAUGACAAAGACGGUGAAGACGGUGGGGAUGAAGUACCAUCUUCGGGGCGAAAGGCGUUGCCGACCGCGCGGCCUCUUAGUCGGGGGAGUAGUUUUGACAAGGGCUGUCUAGGAACGGAGAGGGGACAAUUACCUGGAUUGCCGAUACCGUGGCCGGGUUCGCGAAGAGCAUCGCGAUAGGGGUUGAGUAGAGAGAGGGG